Messenger RNA from Lacerta agilis (Sand lizard), 1272 nucleotides. It is a transcript of the gene SIKE1, whose product is annotated as suppressor of IKBKE 1. Bases 183 to 824 code for a protein of 213 amino acids. Lineage: Eukaryota; Metazoa; Chordata; Lepidosauria; Squamata; Lacertidae. The record is from RefSeq and is a predicted model, not a curated record. The transcript is spliced from 6 exons.
CUAUGAAUUUCCCUUGACUCGGAGAGGAAGGAAACUUCAUACCGGAAGCGGCGGCGGCGGCCGGAGCGCGGAACCUGUGACCUCUGCGCCCCCUAGUGUGCCUCGGAGCCGGGACCCUCUUCGCUGACGGCCGGAGGGAGGGAAGCCGGAGCGGGAGACGCGGCCGGAGGGGUUCUCUGACAAUGGCCUGUACUAUAGAGAAGAUCCUGACCGAUGCUAGGACCCUGCUGGAAAGACUGAAAGACCACGACAACGCAGCUGAGUCUCUCAUUGACCAGUCCACCAUGUUGCACAAGCGGGUUGUGUCCAUGAAGGAGGCUGGCACACCUCUUUCGCACAAGUAUCAAGAGGACGGAGCUGAGCUGAAGGACAUGUCUAAAUACAAACCUCAUAUUCUGCUAUCUCAGGAGAACACUCAGAUCAGAGACUUGCAGCAGGAAAACAGAGAACUGUGGGUUUCUUUGGAAGAACACCAGGAUGCUUUGGAACUUAUUAUGAGCAAAUAUAGGAAACACAUGUUACAGCUGAUGAUGAAAAGAAAAGAUGUGGAUGCUCAGCCAAUUUUGAAAGUGCAUCAAGCUCAGUCUGCAGAAAUUGAGAGUCAAAUCGACAGGAUCUGUGAGAUGGGAGACGUAAUAAGAAAAGCUGUUCAUGUGGACAAUGACCAGUAUUAUAAAACACAAGAAAAGCUAGCACAGUUAGAGCUUGAAAAUAAAGAGUUGAGAAAACUCUUAACAAUCAGCAGAGAAUCUAUUGAGGUGAGGCAAGAAGGAAUGCCAGAUGAUGCUUCUCAAUCCACAAAACAGCUGCCUUUGAAUAGUUGAUCUCUGAAGCUGGUAAACUGCACUGCAGGAAGGAGUGUGCUUAUUUUACAAGCUGUUCUUUAAUUCCCUCAUGUCUCCAUUUGGGUAUCAUUCCAGCCUUUUGCUAUAUUAUAGAGACUGUGCUUUGUGCAUAGCUGCUGAAAUGACUCCCUCUGCAGGCUAAGGUUUGCCCUGCUUAAUCCUACAGAGGAGUACUCGUGCAGCUGUAGUCCUAAGCAAAUGCUUUCUCAGGGUUAUCCUUGCUUUCUGAAAUCUCAGUUGGAUAGGACAAUUUGAUCACUUUUGGCUUUUCCAGUGUAAGUACAUUUCUUUAAAAGUCAGACUUUUAUAGGAAAUGCAGCAAAAUAGUCCGAACAGACUUAUUUUCUUAGAAGUUUAUUUACUUUCAAGCAAAUAAUGCCCAAGAUAAAUUGUCAUGAAAAAUUUAUGCCACGCAUAGGCAAACUCU